UAGCUUUAAGCUAUGAAAGAUUUGAGGGGGGAAACAAAUUACAGUUCAGUCCAAAACACAAUAUUCUCAUAAGUUAAUGACAUUAAACUUGGCAAACAUGAACCUUCGUUGGGAAAAAAGAGGCAGUAAAAGUAAGAACUUCAUAUGUUUCAAGAUAAGUAAACCUGAACAAAUUACCUUUAGAAUUUACAGAAAAAUAAAAAAUAAAUUGAAGAAAAUCUAAAACAAGGACUUGAGUAUAAGGAAUGUGUUUUCCAAAUCUGAGAUUAUUUGUGAGUGGCAAACCAAAUACUUAAUUUUAUAAGCUGUAAAUUGAUCCAAAAAGGCAUAAAGAAGAUUCGAAAUCCUCUGAAUCAGAACAAUUUGUUUGCAGAGUUUUGCUUUACGGUGCCACAUAGGUGGGAAUGCUGCAGGGGGUAACAAGGAGUCCGGAACCCCCCGAAUCUAAACAGCCGAGAGUUUUUUACCUCAGUUUCUCCCUUCGGGGGAAAUCAUCCUGCACAAUAAAACGGCAUUCAUUAAAAUCUCCUUCUUUCAUAGAGAGUGUAACAUGUUGAAAUGCAGAAGACUUUCAUUCCCCCCAUCGGUGCACGUCAGUGGUUUGGUCCCCUGCAUGCAGCCUCCAAAACCCCCCACACACUCUGGGUCUGGGAAGGAGCCUCUUUUGUGUGGAGCAGCCUUUGGAAGUGUGUUAGUGGCGCCCAGCCUCCUGUGAGUGAGCCAUGCCUUCUGUGUCUGGAAGCAAAUGCUUGAAAGAUGCUCAAACUCCGUGCGCAGACGAAGGAAACCUGCCGUACGCAGAGAAGAAGUGUCCCGUGGACGGAGUUGUGGAAAUCUUCCCCGCUGCGCAGAAGUCGUCUGCGUUCAGAGGAGACGGCCGCAUCGACGAGGAGGACAAAUGCCACCAAACGUGUGAAGAGAAUGGUGCGAAAGAGGAAAAGGCAGAAGAGACUGCUGCUCAGAUGAAGUGGAUUCGUCCUGAUUUACCCAGCAGAUGCAGCUGGAGGCCGGGCGCGCCGAUGUCAGAGUCCCCUCACAGCCAGCCGCCACGCAUCAAGCCACCAAGAAUCCUCCCCAACAUCCUCGGACACAUUGGACACACACCUCUGGUCCGCCUGAACAAAAUCCCAAAGGAGUUUGGGUUAAAGUGUGAAAUGUUUGCCAAGUGUGAGUAUUUCAACGCAGGAGGCAGCAUUAAAGACAGAAUCACAAUGCGGAUGGUGGAAGACGCCGAGGAAGCCGGGAUCCUCAGACCAGGGGACACCAUCAUUGAGCCCACCUCCGGUAACACAGGAAUCGGACUUGCUCUCAUAGCGGCUGUGAAAGGCUACCGCUGCAUCAUCGCGAUGCCUGAGAAGAUGAGUAUGGAGAAAGUAGAUGUGCUGAAGGCUCUCGGGGCAGAAAUUGUUCGCACUCCUUCAUCUGCAGCUUUUGACUCGCCGGAGUCUCACAUUCGCACAGCUUGGAGACUAAAGAGCGAGAUUCCCAACUCGCACGUCCUGGACCAGUAUCGUAAUGCCAGUAACCCCCUGGCUCACUACGAUACAACAGCUGAGGAAAUACUGGAGCAGUGUGAAGGUAAACUGGACAUGGUUGUAGCUGGAGCAGGGACCGGUGGUACGCUCACAGGCGUAGCUCGAAAGCUGAAGGAGAAAUGCCCCAAUGUCAAGAUCAUCGGUGUUGAUCCUGAGGGCUCUAUGCUGGUUCACUCAGAAGAGCAUCAAAGUGGUCAUUUCGAGGUUGAGGGCAUUGGAUAUGACUUCAUCCCCACGGUGUUGGACAGAUCUCUUGUCCACCAGUGGUACAAAGCGAGCGAUAGGGAAACAUUUAACAUGGCACGCAAACUAAUAAGAGAGGAAGGCCUCCUCUGUGGUGGGAGUUCUGGCUCAGCGAUGGCGGCAGCAGUGAAAAUGGCUCAGCAGCUGGAGGAGGGACAGCGCUGCGUGGUCAUCCUGCCAGACUCGGUCCGCAACUACAUGUCGAAGUUCCUGUGCGAUCAGUGGAUGUGUGAGAAAGGUUUCCUGGAGAGUCCGAAUGAGAUCGAACCCUGGUGGUGGAACAAGACAGUCCACAGUUUACACCUCUCCGCUCCGCUCACCUUCGCUCCAUUCCUGUCCUGCCAAAAAGUCAUCAAGGUCCUGAAAGAGAAGGCUUUCGACCAGGCGCCAGUCGUCAGUGAAUCUGGUGAGAUCCUGGGCAUGGUCACUCUGGGAACCAUUCUUUCCAGUGUGCAGGAUGGAAAAGUCAAACUAUCAGAUCCAGUCAGCAUGGUGCUCUUCCAGGACUUCAGACAGGUGCACCUGACGGACAACCUGGGGAAGUUAUCCUGCAUCCUCAAAACCCAAAACUUUGCCCUGGUGGUGGAUGAUCAGACCCAGAGUAAGAAUAUUUUCAGUUGUUCUGAAACAAACAAGCAUGUUUAGUUAAUUCACUGCUUUGUGUCCACUUAUUGGUACGACUGCUGUAUGUUUUCUACAUAAUUCUGCAAAUACUAAGCCAUUGCAACUUUGUGAAAAUAAAUUUGUCCAAAAUGUGCUUUUUGGGUG
Poecilia latipinna (sailfin molly) is the source of this 2546-nucleotide messenger RNA. RefSeq names its product cystathionine beta-synthase-like. Gene Ontology annotation, cellular component: cytoplasm. The coding region runs from base 723 to 2423 and encodes 566 amino acids. The transcript has 14 exons. Gene Ontology annotation, molecular function: cystathionine beta-synthase activity. The record is from RefSeq and is a predicted model, not a curated record. NCBI's taxonomy places the organism in Eukaryota, Metazoa, Chordata, Actinopteri, Cyprinodontiformes, Poeciliidae.